Molecule: messenger RNA, 933 nt
Organism: Entrophospora sp. SA101
Lineage: Eukaryota; Fungi; Glomeromycota; Glomeromycetes; Entrophosporales; Entrophosporaceae
Source: the annotation of a GenBank genome assembly
AUGACAGCCAACAACGACUAUAACAAUAACGAGAAGGAAACUAUUGAAUUCAAGAUUAAACGUCCAAGUUUUCCACCAAAAAUUGAUCCAAAAGAAUUAGUUGCUAAAUUGAUUAAUCAUAAAUCAAAAUCACCAAAAGUUCCAAAUGAAUUUUUCAUUUAUCGUGCUGCUUUAGUCAAGGAACUUAAAGAAAAUAAUUGUCGUGUUAAGAUGACCAAAGUUUCCACAAUUGCAUCGGAAUCUUGGAAUCUAGAAACAUUAAAAGUCAAGACUGAAUACAGAAAACUUGCAAGAGAAACUGAAAAUCUUUAUAAUAAAGCUCUAAGUAGUUUGGAUUAUAAUGAUCUAGUCGAUUUAAAUUUAAACCUUGGUUUAUUUUUAAAUGAUAUUAAUAAUAAUAAUUUACAAAAGGGCGAAAUUUCUAUCACUCAAGGAUUAGGUUUAGAUAUCUUUGGUUCCCCCUUUCUAUCAUAUAAUCAUAACGAUCCAAUUUUAAAUCCUUUUAAUUUCGUAUCCAACGACAUCAACAACGAACUGAUUAAUUCUAAUUCUUUACCUCCAUCGCCGACGCUUUCUUUAAUUUCUUAUUCAACAUCUAAUGGUUUCUCAACUCAAUCUUCUCCAAUAAUAUGGUCGAUGCCUGAAUCUCCAUUAGUCUCAAUACCUAAUCCUACUCCGUUCCCUCAAUUAACAAAUUUAAAAGAUAAUAAUUCUUUAGACGAAUUUCUAAUUUUCAAUAAUGAUAAUAAUGAUAUAAAUAACAAUAUCGAUAAUACCAACAUUAUUAAUAAUAAUUUAAACGAUAUUAAUACUAUCGAUAUAAAUAAUUAUAAUUAUAAUAACAAUAUUAACAACAACAACAACUACGACGACCACAAUUUAUAUGAUUUAAUAAUAGACGAUCCUCAAAUCAAUAAUUUUAUUUUUCAAUAA